AUGGAUAAUAAUAAUAAUAAGUCGUCUUCAUCGUCAACAUAUCCAUAUAACACAGCUCCUCCUCUUUCUCCUUCUACAAAUCAAGCAUCAUAUAAUAAUCCCUCUAACAAUUCUAGUCCAUAUCCUCCUCCUGGUUCUGUUCCAUAUCCAUAUCCUCCAUACCUUCAUUAUCAUCCGCCUCCUUACGCUGCUCAACAAUCCGGUCAUGUUAACUACAAUAGUUAUCCACAAGUUCCACCAGCAUCUCCAUCAGAAACAACACCUAGUAGACCUCAGCAGACUAAUCCCCCAUUAGAGUAUAGUAAUUAUCCUCCACCAUCACAUAUUGUGCAUUCUCCUUAUUCGUACCACGCGUAUUACCCUCCUCCUCCUCCUCCUCCUACAAUAUCGUCUUUUAGACCUGUACUUCAACAACAAGGGAGUUUUCAAUAUGGUUCAUCUCAAGGUCCUCUAGAGAGGCAAAAAUCCAAAGGUCAUGAUCAAUCUCCUAGCCUCCAACACCAAAAUAGUUUGUCGUCUGUUACUAGUUCCGCUGCAAGUAGUUUAUCAGAUGCAAAUAGUUCAUUGGCAAGCUCUGAUCAUGGUAACAAUGGACCAAUAGAUGAUCACCUAGCAAAUGUGCAUUUGUAUGAAAAUCCUUCCCCUGCCACUGCUGCCCCUGCAUCAUGUCACUCAGGACCGAGACCUCAUGUAGCGAAUAACUAUAAUGCCCGAGGAACAAUAUAUGGACAUCCCAACGCCUCGUUUUCUAAGGGGGAGGCAUCUUCUGUGGUCCAAUCCGAGCCGUGUCAUAGACCAACUCAUUCAAGAACAUCAAGUGGUGAACAACAAAAUAAUUGGGGUAUGCAAGUAAUGCCAUUUAUGGCUUCUAAAAAUAUUCUGCUAUUACAUGGAAAUCUUGAUAUUUGGGUAUUUGAAGCAAGAAACCUCCCAAACUUGGACAUGUUCCACAAGACCAUAGGGGAUAUGUUUAACAAAAUGGGAAACAAUGGGCAACUCGGUAAUAUGACAAGCGAUCCAUAUGUGACGAUUAUACUAGCAGGCGCAGUUAUAGGGCGUACUUAUGUCAUAAACAAUAAUGAAAAUCCUGUGUGGAUGCAACAUUUUAAUGUACCGGUUGCACAUUAUGCUUCUGAUGUGCAAUUUCUUGUGAAGGAUAAUGAUAUGGUAGGUUCUCAGCUUAUAGGGACAGUAGCAGUCCCCGUGGAACAUAUAUACGGAGGGGGAAAAGUCGAAGGAUUCUUUCCAAUCUUGAACAAUGGAAAACCUUGCAAAGCUGGAGCUGUUUUAAGGAUAUCAGUUCAGUAUUACCCAAUGGAUCAAUUAAGCUUUUACCACCAUGGAGUUGGAGCAGGUCCUGAGUAUUAUGGUGUUCCCGGGACUUAUUUUCCACUGAGGAUGGGUGGAUCAGUUACUCUUUAUCAAGAUGCUCAUGUGCCUGAUGGAUGUCUUCCAAAUUUAAAGCUUGACUAUGGGAUGAUGCAGUAUGGGCAUGGGAAAUGCUGGCGCGACAUCUUUGAUGCAAUAUGCCAAGCCCGCCGGUUGAUAUACAUUACUGGAUGGUCAGUGUGGCAUAAAGUGAGACUCGUUCGAGAUGAUGCUUCUGUAGAAGAUAGCUGUCUUGGGGAGCUUUUGAAGUCAAAAUCACAAGAAGGAGUCAGAGUGCUGCUUCUUGUAUGGGAUGAUCCCACUUCAAGAAGCAUCCUUGGCUAUAAAACGGAUGGCCUCAUGGCAACCCACGAUGAAGAGACUCGUCGUUUUUUCAAGCAUUCUUCUGUGCAAGUGUUGCUUUGUCCUCGUGUGGCAGGAAAGCGUCACAGCUGGGCCAAGCAAAGGGAAGUUGGAGUAAUUUAUACACAUCAUCAGAAAACCGUGAUAGUGGAUGCUGAUGCAGGAAACAAUCGACGAAAGAUCAUAUCUUUUGUUGGAGGACUUGACUUGUGUGAUGGGCGAUACGAUACUCCAGAGCAUCCUAUAUUUAGAACACUACAGACCGUGCACUCGGAUGACUAUCAUAAUCCAACUUAUGCAGGAAGUACUACUGGUUGUCCAAGAGAACCAUGGCAUGACUUGCACUGUAAAAUUGAUGGUCCGGCAGCAUAUGAUAUUCUGAAAAACUUUGAGGAACGCUGGUUGAAGGCAUCAAAGCCCCAGGGCAUCAGAAAGUUGAAGAAGACGUAUGAUGAUUCUUUGCUCCGAAUAGAAAGAAUGCCUGAAAUUCUUAGUAUUGCUGAGACUUCAUCUACGAGCAGCACCGAUCCUGAUAAUUGGCAUGUGCAGAUUUUCCGCUCUAUUGACUCGAAUUCAGUCAAAGGCUUUCCAAAGGAUCCGAAAGAAGCUACAAUGAAGAACCUGGUAUGCGGAAAAAAUGUACUUAUUGACAUGAGUAUUCACACAGCAUACGUGAAAGCCAUUCGUGCUGCGCAACAUUUUGUUUACAUUGAGAAUCAGUACUUCAUUGGUUCCUCAUACAAUUGGAGUCAAUAUAACGACGUAGGAGCCAAUAAUCUGAUUCCUAUGGAAAUUGCACUUAAAAUUUGUGAAAAGAUUAGAGCACAUCAAAGGUUUGCAGCAUAUAUUGUCAUCCCAAUGUGGCCAGAGGGUAAUCCAACUGGUGCUGCUACACAAAGAAUUCUCUUUUGGCAGCAUAAGACGAUACAAAUGAUGUAUGAGACUAUUUACAAGACUUUAGUGGAGGUUGGCCUUGAGGAUGCUUUCUCUCCACAAGAUUAUUUGAACUUUUUCUGUCUUGGUAACCGUGAGGUCGAUGUAGAGGAAACUGAGAAUUCUGGUGCUGCUAACACUCCUCAGGCACUGUGUCGAAAAUACAGAAGAUUUAUGAUAUAUGUUCAUUCUAAAGGCAUGAUUGUGGAUGAUGAAUAUGUCAUAUUGGGAUCUGCAAACAUCAAUCAACGCUCACUUGAGGGUACCAGAGACACGGAGAUAGCGAUGGGAGCAUAUCAACCUCAUCAUACAUGGGCAAGAAAUCAGUCAAGUCCCAGUGGACAGAUAUAUAGGUAUAGAAUGUCUCUGUGGGCUGAGCAUCUCGGAGUUGUUGAUGACUACUUCAUCCGACCUGAGUCUCUAGAAUGCGUAAGACGCGUUAGAUCAAUGGGUGAAGCAAACUGGAGACAGUUUUCAGCUGAUGAAGUAACUGAAAUGAGAGGUCACCUCUUAAAGUACCCUGUUGAAGUUGAUAGGAGAGGCAAGGUGAAGAAUGUUCCUGGAUUUGAAGAAUUUCCAGAUGUUGGUGGAGAUAUAAUUGGAUCAUUCCUAGCCAUUCAAGAAAAUCUUACUAUUUAAAUUUUGCCCAUUCCUUUCCCAACUUGUAUUUUUGACAUUAGUAAUAAGACACAUUGGUGGA
This is a messenger RNA of Solanum stenotomum, 3364 nucleotides long. Its product is annotated as phospholipase D beta 1-like. The record is from RefSeq and is a predicted model, not a curated record. Gene Ontology annotation, cellular component: plasma membrane. NCBI's taxonomy places the organism in Eukaryota, Viridiplantae, Streptophyta, Magnoliopsida, Solanales, Solanaceae. Bases 1 to 3303 code for a protein of 1100 amino acids. Gene Ontology annotation, molecular function: D-type glycerophospholipase activity; calcium ion binding. Gene Ontology annotation, biological process: phosphatidylcholine metabolic process; phospholipid catabolic process. The transcript is spliced from 10 exons.